Molecule: messenger RNA, 1526 nt
Organism: Olea europaea var. sylvestris
Lineage: Eukaryota; Viridiplantae; Streptophyta; Magnoliopsida; Lamiales; Oleaceae
Product: transmembrane protein 33 homolog
Exons: 9
Coding region: 226-1260 (344 amino acids)
Biological process (GO): endoplasmic reticulum tubular network organization; membrane organization
Cellular component (GO): membrane; endoplasmic reticulum
Source: RefSeq, a predicted model, not a curated record
UGCUGGUUUUACAACCCUAUGCCCGUAACGAUUUUAGGUCAAACUGGUGAAAAUUGGUGUGAAUUAACAAGAGAGGACCUGCUGGACUCUCUGAAUAAAAUGAUUACAAAAUGAAAAAUCUAGUAAAUUGGAAAAAAAACGGCGACUGUAUUGUAGACCCUUCGUCGUCGAAGUGAGUGGAUCACAACUCAGAAGUGAAUUAAUUGGUGUUUUUUGACAAGAAAGAUGGAAGGAGGAGAAGGAGAGGAUCCGCAGAAGUUGAAAAAAAUAGCAGCGGUGGCGUACGACUACGAUAACGACCCACGAUGGGCGGACUACUGGUCUAACAUCCUUAUUCCACCCAAUAUGGCCUCCCGCUCCGAUGUUGUCAACCACUUCAAGCAAAAGUUCUACCAGCGAUACAUUGAUCCUAAUUUGAUUGUCGAGCCAAUGAAUACUAACAGUACUUCUCAGCAAUCAAGGCCAUCAGUGCCACCAUCACAAUCUUCGUCAGCUUCUACACAGAAUAAUCACUCCCGCCCAAGGGAUUCUCGUAGCACAUCAGGGACAUCCGCGGCUCCACCACCAAAUUCCACGUCACUGCGUUGGGAUCGAGAAACCAUUCAAUUUUCUGUCCAUGCUUGGGUACUUGUUGUGGCGGUUCUUGCUAUCUUUCCUCUCGUGCCUAAGAAUCUGUCAAAUCACGCAUACCGGCUUUCCCUCAUGGGAACUGCAUGUUCUUCUCUGUAUUCUUUGUAUUCAAUAUAUGGGAAACCUAGAGCAUGGAACUUGCAGGCUUUGCAAGUUUGGUUUCAGUCGGUGGUGGUUACCAAAGAUUUUAUCUACUCCAUCUACUGCCUUACAUUUGUCUCUUCACAUCUGUGCCUCAAAUUUGCUCUAAUUCCCAUUUUGGGUAGGGCCCUUGAGCACGUUGCAAAGUUUCUGAGGCGCAACUUUAGCAGAUCUACUUUGUAUAGGAAAUACUUGGAAGAGGCUUGUGUUUGGGUUGAUUCAAACGCAACCCUUGGCAUUCUAUCCUCACAAGUGGAGAUUGGAGUUGGAUUCCUUCUGAUUUUCUCUCUCUUCUCGUGGCAGCGUAAUAUUAUACAGACAUUUAUGUACUGGCAGCUUUUAAAGCUUAUGUAUCAUGCUCCUGCAUCUGCUGCUUACCAUCAAAGUGCAUGGUCUAGGAUUGGUCGGACUGUAGACCCAUUUAUCCAACGCUAUGCUCCAUUCUUGAACUCUCCGAUCUCGGCCGUUCAAAGAUGGUGGUUUAGGUGAGUAAAAAGUUAGAGAGAAGGGGUCGGUGACGGGGUUAACAACAACAAAUGCUGUUAUUUCCCUCCGUGCCUUUGUAACUUGAGAUUGGAAAAGAGGAUACAUGUUUCAUAACUUUAGAUGUAUGGUUAAGCAGCCACUUGACUCGGUUUUAUACUGAUUACUUCUUGCUAAUGUUAAGAGGUGACUUUAAAGCAGUGUCUUUCACUUGGUUAUGAAGUUCUGUUUUACAUUUUCUAUAGUUUAUAGAAAUCUUUAUUUGUUUAACA